CAUUAUUUGGCUCUGUCGCUCCCAAGCUAAUUUAAUAAGCUUGAAUAAAUAUACAGUACUAUAUUUUUUCAUUUUUCCUUAUAUAUAUAUAGACUAUCGUAUGAUUUAGCUGGAUAGAUAAAUCUUCAGUGAUUAAUAUAGAGUUCGUACAUAGUCCCUACAAAGGCAAGACAGCCAUUUAUUUAUAUAUAAUAGCAUUUCAGGCAAUCUAUAUAUCUCAGCAACUGGUCUUAGGUUGACUAGCAAUUAAUAAUAGAAUUGAAUUGAAUUGGAAGUGAUGAUGAUGAUGAAGGAAAGUGGGAGAAAAGGGCAUGGUGGAGCUUCCCCAUGUGCAGCAUGUAAGCUGCUUAGGAGGAGAUGUACUCAAGAUUGUGUUUUUGCUCCUCACUUUCCAGCUGAUGAGCCCCACAAGUUUGCUAGUGUGCAUAAGGUUUUUGGUGCUAGCAAUGUCAACAAAAUCCUACAGGAAUUACCAAAACAUUGGCGAGGCGAUGCAGUGAAUUCAAUGGUGUAUGAGGCAAAUGCUAGGGUUAGAGAUCCUGUCUACGGUUGUGUAGCAGCCAUUUCAUGCCUUCAAGAACAAAUUGACCAGCUCCAAACACAGUUGGCCAUUGCGCAGGCUGAGAUGGUGCACUUGAGAAUGCGGCAGUUCUCAGCCAUGUCAAGUACCAGCUCCGCUAUGGACUCACCGGGAAACGCCGUUUACGACAUCAUUUGAUAUAGUUAGAUGUAAUGGGGCUAGCAGUCUAAAGAUUUGCUCACAUAUAUGUCAUAUGUGUGUCAGUCUGUUGCAAGCUAGCUCGCAAGGCUGAGUUGGUCAAUAUUUUAGCAUGCAAAGGCAGUUGACCAAGCCCCUUUUCUACUUUUGACCAUAGAAAAGUUAAAAAUAAUGUUUUAAAAACAUUGUUUCUUAAUUUUGACCAUUUUAAGCAAGAGAAAUGAUGCUUAAAACUAUUUAACUUUAGUAAUAAAAUAUUGCCUAAAUAAGUAUGAG
This is a messenger RNA of Cuscuta europaea, 994 nucleotides long. Lineage: Eukaryota; Viridiplantae; Streptophyta; Magnoliopsida; Solanales; Convolvulaceae. The record is from the annotation of a GenBank genome assembly.